GGCGCGGCGCGCGGCCGUCGCGGUCUACGGCUAGCGGCUAUCGCGACGCGGACGAGUUACCCACCGCACGCAAGCGUGCGCCGCCAUCGAUCGGGCUAAGGCAGGCACCAUGCAGCCGCCGCCGAGAAAGAGUAACUACACCAAGUUCCUGAAGAAUUUACACACGGAGCAGAUAGCCAAGCUCCACGCCAAAAACCAGCACGAAUGCGACCUGCUGGAGGAUCUGCGGACCUACACCAUCAAACGCUCGGCCAUUGAGAAAAGCUACUCCGAGGCCUUGCUGAAAAUAUCUUCAGGAUAUCUCAGUAAGAAGAUCCCAAACAUCCCGGACAUCAAAGUCGACGGAGCGGAGGAAAAAUGGAACAUGUGGAACGUGUGGCGCACGGUCCUCGAGGAGAAUGAGAAGCUCGCCCGCGCGCGCCUGGCGGCCGUCGAGGUGUUCCAGCAGCAGAUCGCCGACGAGGCCAAGAUGCUGCGCCAGCACAAGAUCAACGUUGCAAAGAAGUGCACAGACUCACUGGCGCAAGCGCACAAGGAGCUGCAACUAACAGUGAUUGACGUCGACAAGACCAAAAAGCUGUACUUCGACGAGGAACACACCGCCCACGACGUCAGAGAUAAAGCCAAAGACAUUGAGGAGAAAUUGAAGAAGAAGAAAGGUUCCUUCUUCCAAUCGAUAACGUCGCUCCAAAAGAACAGCGCCAAGGUAUCGUCGCGUCGCGAUCAACUCGAGGAGAAGUCCACGGGCGCCAGGAACGACUAUCUGCUCAGCAUCGCCGCUGCCAAUGCCCAUCAGAAUCGCUACUUCCUCGUAGAACUGCAGACUUGCAUGCAGAACAUGGAAUCAGCCGUAUAUGAAAAGGUAUCAGAGUUCCUGACCCUCAUGGGCCGCACCGAGCUGCUGACGUGCUCCGCCACCCAGCACUCGUUCGGCAAGAUCCGGGACCAGGCACAGCAGCUGACCCGGGACUAUAACCUGCAGUGCGUGUACCUGUACUACCCGGUGCUGAAGCAACACAUCCAGUACGACUACGAGCCAUGCGACAACGACCCCGUCGACAUCGUGACCAUGGAACACGAGUCCGUGGCGCAGACGCUGGCGCAGGAGGCGCGGCGCUGGGCCACGCGCGUCGUGCGCGAGACCGCGCUGGUGCGGGACGCGACCCGCAAGCUGCACUUGUACCAGGCCAUGCGCGAGGCGGGACAGAAGACGGAUCCAAACGACCCGAACGGACCGGACCUGGAGACGCGCAUGGACGAGCUGCGCUCCAACAUCCGCCGCUCCGAGACCUCGAAGGCCAAAUACGAGGCGCGGCUCGAGUGCCUGCGCAACAGUAGCGCGCCCGUCGACGAGUGGCUCAAGGAGAUCGACCUGCUGGCCGUGCAGGACACGUUGCCACGCAGCAGCAGCCUGCUCAGCGUGAGGACCGACGCGUCCGGUGCUGCCGACCAGCCGAGCUCCGACUCAUUCUACGACAGCGACAACACUGAAGGCGAGCAGGCUCCGGCCGCCUCUGUGUCGGGCCAUCAGCGAACCACUUCCGGCUCCCAGCAUGAGGACGAACACGAGGAGGAUGUUGACAGAGAAGAGAGAGUGAUUGGUUGGGACCCUCCGGCCGCGGAUGAAUCCCGGGAGAUGGGCUGGAAUACAAGCGUUUCUUCCGCAGCAGCGCUGGAGGAGGAGAGGAUGCGCAUGGAGCAGCUGGCGGUGGGCUGGGACGACCCCACGCAGGUCAACUGGGGCGAGGAGCAGGAGGCGGAGGCGCCGGCAACAGGCGCGGAGGCGCCCGCCGCUCCGCUCUACAAGUGCACUGCGCUAUACUCCUACACGGCCCAAAAUCCAGACGAGUUGUCGAUCAUAGAGAACGAGCAGCUGGAGGUGGUUGGCGAGGGCGACGGCGACGGUUGGCUGCGCGCGCGCAACUACCGCGGCGAGGAGGGCUACGUGCCCCACAACUACCUGGACGUUGAGCGAGAGCAGGCCUCAUCCAAUCCUGGUCUGGUCACUCAGAUAUCGUUCUCUUCGGUGGACUAUACCGUGGAAGGGGAGGACGCGGACGUGGUGCAGUCCCCGGACCAGAUCUCGGUGAUCUCGGCGCCGGUGGCAAAGGCGGACGAGCCAAAGGCCGAGGCCCUGAACACGGAGCUGGCGCGGGCCGUCGAGGAAGCGCAGUCGGAGUGGCCGACCCUGGGCUACUGCUUCGCGCUUUACGACUACGAUGCUGAUGCUAGUGAUGAACUUAAUCUUGAAGAAGGACAGAUUAUCCGCGUGGUUUCGCGCGACGCACACGGCGUAGACGACGGCUGGUGGCGCGGUGAAGCGAACGGCGUCAUGGGCAACUUCCCAUCGCUGAUCGUCGAGGAGUGUGACGAGAACGGAGAGCCCCUGAGCGGCGGUGAGGACGACUGGUCCCCGCCGGACUCCGCGCCGCCGGUAUUCGCUUCACCCCCGGGCUCGCCUACGGCUGGAGGCUUCGACGAGCAAAUGAUCCUCGGAGACAACAACAAUGGGAAAGACGCCCCGCCGCCCGCGGCGCCGCCGCCGCCGCCGCCCGCCGACGCCGGCGAUGACAUCGACCUCGGCGACUCUAUGGACAGUCAGCCCGACUUCAGCUUUAACCUGGAGCUGACUAAGAACCAAGUUGAGCAAUACGGGAGCCAGUUUGAAGGCCAGGAGGCGAGCGACGUCGCGCCUGCUGUUACUAUCGUCGUCGAUGAGGUUGUCGCUGAAAAUUGGAGCGAGGACGAGGAGGAGCCGGCGCCGCCGCCGUCGAAGCCUGUGCCGCCCAAAGUUGAGCUCCCGGACGACGGGGGGCUCGGCGUGGCGCAGAUCGUGAUCACCGCCGCCACGCCCAUGGUGGAGGAACCCGAGCAGCCCUUCCCUCCGCCGGAACCCGAGCCUGAGCCCGAGGAGGACGAGUCAUCCAUCUCCGAGCAGACCGCCGUCUGCGUACCCGACCAGGCCGAGGCCCCGCCCGCCAACAGCUCGACGGCCUCGGAAGGCGAGUCCACCGGCGCCUCCGGGCCCCCAACCGCGCCACAGUCUCCGCCCGCGGCGCCGCGCGCCGGCCGCGCUUCUAUACCUGACGAGCUCGAGCCAGCCCAACUUGCUAGGCUCACUGACUUGAAGGAAUCCAACGCUUAAACUUGCGACUGUAUCUAUUUCUUUCUCUACGGAAGAACCGUUUUUCACUCUCUCGAUUCAGUAACAUCGUGGCUAUCACACCGGUUAGAAUAAAACACUAACUCGCUCAGUAACUCGGUAUACGAAGUAGAUGUUACUUUAAAAUUUCAUCAUUUUUAAUUGAUACUUGCUCUGGCCGCAUAGAGAAAGAGUACUAUAACGUACAGAAAAUAUAGCGAUAGCGGUGAGUAUCACAUUUUUUUUACAAAAUAUAAAUUAUAAGAGUUCAAGAAGCAAUAACAAAUAACCAUCAUUAUCUGAACAACUAUAUUUAUAGUAUAUUUGA
This is a messenger RNA of Cydia pomonella (codling moth), 3470 nucleotides long. RefSeq names its product protein nervous wreck (gene nwk). Lineage: Eukaryota; Metazoa; Arthropoda; Insecta; Lepidoptera; Tortricidae. The record is from RefSeq and is a predicted model, not a curated record. Gene Ontology annotation, cellular component: neuromuscular junction; recycling endosome. Gene Ontology annotation, biological process: regulation of actin filament polymerization; neuromuscular synaptic transmission. The transcript is spliced from 19 exons. The coding region runs from base 110 to 3145 and encodes 1011 amino acids. Gene Ontology annotation, molecular function: protein binding.